Messenger RNA from Sparassis crispa, 336 nucleotides. RefSeq lists its product as hypothetical. The coding region runs from base 1 to 336 and encodes 111 amino acids. The record is from RefSeq and is a predicted model, not a curated record. The transcript has a single exon. NCBI's taxonomy places the organism in Eukaryota, Fungi, Basidiomycota, Agaricomycetes, Polyporales, Sparassidaceae.
AUGUUCAACUAUCUGAAGAUGCCAGAAUCAAAACCGCCGUUCGAUCUUGUUCAAUCCCUGCACCUCUGCGAGUCCUCAGAGACCUCAGAGAAUACGAUCUCCCUUGCAUUCCAAGUCUUGUUCGAGCUGAAUGGGUUCACGCGGUUGGAAGUACUCCACAUCCAGAAUGCGUCGACUGCCGCGUCAUUCCCAGCAGUUUCCUUAUCUACUGUCGCAUCUUUGGCGAGUGUCCACACCCUCGUGCUGACGGACUGCCAAUUCAACACCUUCAUGUCUUUCGCACUUUUAGUGGGUGCGCUACCGCAGCUACGCCAUCUCUCCGCCAGCAAUGUGUAG